Messenger RNA from Cornus florida, 786 nucleotides. RefSeq names its product major strawberry allergen Fra a 1-2-like. Gene Ontology annotation, cellular component: cytoplasm; nucleus. Gene Ontology annotation, molecular function: protein phosphatase inhibitor activity; signaling receptor activity; abscisic acid binding. Gene Ontology annotation, biological process: abscisic acid-activated signaling pathway; defense response. The transcript has 2 exons. The coding region runs from base 109 to 588 and encodes 159 amino acids. The record is from RefSeq and is a predicted model, not a curated record. NCBI's taxonomy places the organism in Eukaryota, Viridiplantae, Streptophyta, Magnoliopsida, Cornales, Cornaceae.
UCUUGCAUUUUCCACACACCAAAACCUCCUCACAAGCCAAUUGAUAAUUGGUACUCUUCUUCUCCUACUUCCUUGCACCUUUUCAAUCUAUUUAGACCAAUAUCUGUCAUGGGUGUGAUCAGUUAUGAUAUGGAGAUUACGUCCUCAAUCCCCCCAGCCAAGAUGUUCAAAGCCUUCGUUCUUGAUGCCGACAACCUCAUCCCCAAGAUCUUGCCGCAAGCUAUUAAGAGUGUUGAAAUCAUCCAAGGAGAUGGUGGAAUCGGAACAAUCAAGUUAGUCACUUUUGGUGAAGGCAACCAAAUGAAGAGCGUGAAGCAUCAAGUUGACGGGAUUGACAAAGAGAACUUUGUCUACAGUUACAGCAUAAUCGAAGGUGAUGCUUUGAUGGGUGUACUUGAAAAAAUCUCUUAUGAGACCAAAAUCGAAGCUUCCUCUGAUGGAGGAUCCAUCUGCAAGAGCAACAGUAAAUAUCACACCAUAGGAGAUGCCCAAAUUACAGAAGAACAAAUCAAGAGCGGCAAAGAAAAGGCGUCUGCAAUGUUCAAGGCUGUUGAGGCCUACCUCCUGGCAAAUCCUGAUGCCUACUAAACAAAUAUGACUCGUGAGUGUGGUCCAUGAUAAGGAGUAAAUAAAGCUGCAGUUGAAUUAUAAUGGUGGAGUUACUUGUAGUGCCUGUUUUGCUUGAAGAUCGAGUUCAUGUUCUACUGCUUUAAUAAGUUUUCUAAAUUUCUUUCAGUAAUAUUUCAACAAUUAAUUUUAAAUGAUGAAUGUGUUUCUCAGAUCAAA